Molecule: messenger RNA, 2715 nt
Organism: Truncatella angustata
Lineage: Eukaryota; Fungi; Ascomycota; Sordariomycetes; Amphisphaeriales; Sporocadaceae
Exons: 5
Coding region: 83-2602 (839 amino acids)
Source: RefSeq, a predicted model, not a curated record
AACGACGACGAAACGCGCCCGGCUCGGUGUUCCCAUCCCGUAUGCCCUACCGACUGAGCGAACUGCCCGAGGCUCUGCGGCGAUGUCGCACCGUAAAGAAUACAAGAGGCCCCAAAAGAGCCGUUUCCGAGAAAACCUCGCGAGAGACAAGGAACGCAGCCGGCAAGAGGCACAGGAAUUAAACAAGCAGCACGAAGGCCGAGUCGAGGAGAAACGUGCUAUCGCUCCGAAAACAGAGUACGAGCAAUGGCGCAUCUGGGAUGCUUGGUUGAUGUAUGUCGAAGAGAUCCAGAAGCGUGACCCGCGUCAGCUAUGGAUCGACCUUCUUGACAGACGACCGGUGAUCCAGAUUUUCAAAUCCUUCUGGGAGCAGUAUGUGAGGAGCUCUACUACGCUACGGCCUGUUCUGGGCCCAGAAGAGUACGAGGAAGUUCGCGGGGUGAACUCUGCUGUCUCUGUUCUUGGUUUCUGGAAGCUUUUGCUCGCAGCUGCCGACAAGACCGUCAUGGAAGAGAAGAGGCGGUUGGAGCCCGAAAAGCUGCACCAUUACACCACUCUGAUAUCCACAAACGGGUUGCAUGGGAAGGGACCCCUGUAUGCCAUCGCCCAGUGGAUCGAAGGAGAUCUCGCUGAUAAACUCAGCUUGACCCGUCGACAGACUUUUGACAAGGUCGAGAUGGCUUCGGACGACAUCAUAGUUGUCUUGAUAACGCUUUGGUUACGUGGAACGGACAUACAAUGUACACCUGCCAACCGUCUUGCAUUCCACACUGUCAUCGUUAUGUCUGGCAUUGGGGGCUUUCGCUCUGGUACUCUGCUGGGUUUGCGUUAUCGCAAUGUACGUCUAGCUCUAGUCCGAGAUCCUUGUGACUCGACGAAGAGAAGGUUAGUGGCGCAUGUCAAGAUCGAGCACAACAAGCAACACACCAAGAAGGUCAAACACGACCAGGCAGACACGCUCACCUUCUCGGUAACGCUAGUUCCUUGCCAACUCCUCUGUUUAGUGAGCCUCCUUGCGACCCGUGCUCUCGCGGAUAAUGCAUUUGAGGUAGACUAUAAGUCUUUGCAAGAUAUACUUGAGAAGCCUAGAAUGGGCGACGUCGACUACGUUCCUUUGAACUGGAAGGAAGGCUUUGACGAGAAGGAGAUCAUACCGCUCCAGUAUUUCAAGUACAAGGAGCUAUGGGACCAGACCCUCCUCGUUGCUGGUUCUCGGGAGUCACAACGGCCUCAUUCCAUGAGGGUUGGCGCAGGUGGUCGCCUUGACGGUGCAUUGGAACCGGCUGUCCGGAGCUAUGUUCUAUCCAAUUCUGAAGACGUUUUUCGAGACUCCUAUCAGCCACAGCAUGUGCGCGAAGAGCUGUCGCGUAUUGCAUUCGGUGAGACGUUAAUGGGGAGAAACGACGCGCUUUUUAAGCUGCUCGGUCGUUCUUCCCUACGUCGGGAUGAGAAUGCCCCUAUCUAUCCGACCAAGGAACAGCUCCAGCAAUUAGAGAAGCGUCGCGAUCUCACGGAAUUGCGCGCCGAGUACGAACGCGCUGUCGCCGCAAACAAGGGCAAGUCGACCAACGCGGAAGCGAAUCGUAUUUCAGGCCGAAUCCAGUGGAUCCGUGACUCCCUCAGCAAUCUACUAGUGCAACAGCGACGAGCCGAGUACUUUUCAACGGCGGACAGAAUGCGGGCUCUUGGACAGAAGGUACCGGAGUACGCUCGGGAGACCUGUCCCUUCAAGACGUACGAGAAGCCAAGUGGUGAAGCGUCCGAGAAGAUCGGGCAGUUCCUUGCGUUGCGCCUUGUCAAUGUCCCCGAAACGGGUCUCGAUGACCGGUGGGCCGCAGCCUUCUCUGACAUGCUGCUUGCGCUGCUGAGCAGGCUGCAUGCGCGAGUCAAUCUUCUUGGAGCCCAGGCGAUAGCUGAGCUGAAUAACGCCCAGCUACCCCCAACACCGGCCAAAUCAAUAUCUAGGGCGCCUGGGCCGCAUCAGUGCCUCUUGUGUCUCGAGACUUAUGCUAGGCGAGGCACACUCACGAAGCACAAUACCAGAGUACACUGUAAGGAGGAUGGCAUUCUCACGAGACCAUUUACAUGUCCGGAGUGCGAGCGCAAGGGGAUUCGGCAUCCAGCCACUAUUGACGGCCCUUUACAAUGGAGCAAUCACGUGGAGAAGUGCCACGGCAGAGAGAAUGCACCAAACCUGCCCAGUGGUCUCGUGAAAUGGAUGGCAGAAGUGCGCGUACCCGCUACCGACCUAGUCCUGGCGAAGCAUCAAGAACGUUGCCUGAUAUGCGAGGACGUGUUCGAAGCCGGGUCGGGAUUCUCUCGUCAUGUCACAAUGAUCCAUGAGAAGACCGGUUUCUUUGAUAAUCCCUUCGACUGCCCAGCCUGCAAGAGGGCUGGGACGACUGUGCUGGUCGAGGACAUCUUGGUCUGGAGAGUGCAUCUCCUGAAGGUUCACAGCGAUGGAGGCCGAUUCGGCCACCUUUUGGUCCCUAAACGCAAGCUGGAUGAGAUGCGCGACCGGGAUUUGGAUGAGCGUGCGAUUCGCAAGAAACAACGGAUUGAGCGUCCUGACGGUAAUCCGAUUUCAGUGCCCGCUCUCUAGCUUAUCACCAGACACAUUAUGAAAUCACAGGGGUUAUACUGGUCAUGACUGUCCUGUAGCCUCGCUCUAAGCCUGCUCCAGCUGGAUAUCCGAUCAUCCUGUCUUAUAUAGCA